AACAUGGCGGACGUGCUGAGUGUCGGCGUGAACCUGGAGGCUUUUUCCCAGGCCAUUAGUGCCAUCCAGGCGCUGCGCUCCAGCGUGAGCAGGGUGUUCGACUGCCUGAAGGAUGGCAUGCGGAACAAGGAGACGCUGGAGGGCCGGGAGAAGGCCUUCAUCGCGCACUUCCAGGACAACUUGCAUUCGGUCAACCGGGACCUCAACGAGCUGGAGCGCCUGAGCAGCCUGGUGGGCAAGCCGUCCGAGAACCAGCCUCUGCACAACAGCGGGCUGUUGAGCCUGGAUCCCGUGCAGGACAAGACGCCUCUCUACAGUCAGCUCCUGCAGGCAUAUAAAUGGUCGAACAAGCUGCAGUACCACGCAGGUCUGGCGUCCGGCCUCUUGAAUCAACAGUCGUUGAAACGCUCCGCUAACCAGAUGGGAGUGUCUGCAAAGCGCAGGCCGAAGGCCCAGCCCACCACUCUGGUCCUGCCGCCUCAGUAUGUGGACGACGUGAUCACCCGCAUUGACAGGAUGUUUCCUGAGAUGUCCAUCCACCUGUACAGACCCAACGGGACAUCAGCAGUCCUUCUGGUGACCUUGGGGAAGGUGCUGAAAGUGAUUGUCGUCAUGCGGAGCCUGUUCAUUGACCGGACGAUAGUGAAGGGGUACAGCGAAAACGUCUACACGGAAGACGGCAAGCUGGAUAUAUGGUCCAAGUCUAACUAUCAAGUAUUCCAGAAGGUGACAGACCACGCCACCACUGCCCUGCUGCACUACCAGCUGCCCCAGAUGCCGGAUGUCGUGGUCAGGUCCUUCAUGACCUGGCUGAGGAGCUACGUGAAGCUGUUCCAGGCCCCGUGCCAGCGCUGUGGGAAGUUUCUGCAGGACGGCCUUCCGCCCACGUGGAGGGACUUCCGGACCCUCGAAGCCUUCCACGACACCUGCCGGCAGUGACCCGGCCCCACCUCCCCGGCUGGCCCUGGGCAGUCAGGCCCCCCACUGCCCAGGGUCCGUACAGCACCUCCCACCCCCACCCCCACCCCCAAUGUGAAACAGCACGGCGCCCAUGCAGGCUGAGCCUCUGGAGGAAAAGGUUCCAUGUCUGCGCGCGGACCGGUUAGACACGUUAGCAGGUAUGCGGAAGGUGAAGAAGGCCUUUUCAGAGCUCAGA
Messenger RNA from Pteronotus mesoamericanus, 1156 nucleotides. It is a transcript of the gene MED27, whose product is annotated as mediator complex subunit 27. Gene Ontology annotation, cellular component: mediator complex. Gene Ontology annotation, biological process: regulation of transcription by RNA polymerase II. The record is from RefSeq and is a predicted model, not a curated record. Lineage: Eukaryota; Metazoa; Chordata; Mammalia; Chiroptera; Mormoopidae. Bases 4 to 939 code for a protein of 311 amino acids. Gene Ontology annotation, molecular function: transcription coactivator activity. The transcript is spliced from 8 exons.